AUGGUGGAUUCGGUAACCAACCUGGCUUUAGCAUUCAAAAUUAUGCACCCGUCGAUCCUAUGGGUGAGUUGUAUAAUGUCUAUAUUCCUAUCUGAAACAGUUUUUAUAGCCGGAAUACCUGGAUUCCAAGCACCUGCCCCAAUCCAGCCCCCACAGCUUCAACAUCAAGCACCGGGACCGUCUGCUUCAUCCAGUGCUACCAGCAACUCUAGCCGUCGAAGUGCGCAGCCUGGACCUUCUGUCGCUCUAGCAACAGAGGUUCGUGGAGGAAGGAACUACAGUACGGAAGAAAUGCGAAGAGAUCUCGAUAAUAGUGUGCCUUAUAUACCGACUCCCAUCAAUUGCCAGUACCUAAUGGACUUCCAUUCACUUCCCAUUUCUUUAAACAACCAACCAGUGUCGCUUAUUCCGCGUGGUCUUCUUCAGAAUCCGCCUGUCGGUGUGGGCAAUUUGGAGUCGCAGCGAAGGCAAGCGGCACCACAACAACAAGGUUCCGGACAUCCUGCUACUGCGGCUGAUUCGCAGAGGCGGACUAAUAAACAACCGCAACAAUAUGCUGCUCGAAUAGAUAUACGAGCUUUGCAUAUGAUGCCAAAUCAAGAACAUCUGAUUACACCUGUUCGACCACAACAUCCAGGACAAGGAAAUCCAGAGCCUCGUAUGCUUCCUCCAAUGCCUGCUCAAGUAAUAACUCAAACAAUUCUAGCGAACAUGGCAAGGCUCCCGAUGCCUCCGGUUCAAGUGAACGCUCCUCUGCAACCAACGCUUCCCGCUCAGCAUGCUCAACGACCGCCAAUUAUAUUGCCUCCUUCACCAGAAGGAACAACACGAGUUCAAGAAUACCCAGACAUUUGUGUGUUCAAUGCAGGACAUCCUCGUUAUUCAACAGAUAUUUUCAUGAAUAAUCACCUGUUCAAAAUUGAUGGUUUUGUGAAAUACGCCAGGGACACCGGAAUACAACUAUCACAACGGACAUGCCUCCAGAUUCGAGAACGCCUACCACCGAGUCUUUGGAAUUUGUUGUCAGCUACCGGUUUACAGGGACCACCUGCAGGCGCGUCUACAAGACUACCACAGGUUCCUGAAUCGCUUCGAGCUCCAAAUGUUGUACCUUCACAGGAUAAUCGAGUUAUGCCACCAGGAUCUAAUGUGCAACCACCACGACCUCCCAUUCCAAAUAUAGCGAAUCUUUCUGCUCCAUCAUCUGCAGUUCCUACACAGCUGCGCAGCUCGAAUCAACACCUGAUUCCUCAACAUCCCCCACCUGGGAUCCUGAUGGUCCCUCCGAACGCUCAUCAGCAUCAGGUGCAGCCUGUGAAUAUGAAUUCAGCAGCGACUCAGGAGCAGAUACUACAAUGGAAUAGACAACAACAGUUUCAUCAACUCCAACAGCGCCAACAUCAGCUACUCCAGGAGCAACAGCAGCUCCAACAGCAGCAUCAACAACGUCAACAGCAGCAACAUCAGAAUCUACAACUUCAGCAGCAACAGCUCCAACAGCAGAAUCUACAACAUCAACAGCAGCAACAGCUCCAGCAACAACAGCUCCAGCAACAACAGCUCCAACAGCAACAGCAACAAAGGGCACAAGGGCCUCCAGCUACUCAGCAGUCUCAGAAUCCUCCAUCUCAUUUUCCACAAUUUUUACUAGACCAGCAAAGGAUAGCGCCACAACAACAACAACCAACGACGAAUCACCAGAUUCAGAAUCAUCAGCAACAACACCAACAACGUAUGCAGCAACUUCAACAGCAUCAACAGUUUCAGCAACAUCAGAUGCUUCAUCAAAUGCAACAUCAACAACACAUACAUCUCCAGCAACAGAAACAGGGAUCGUCCUCUAAUCCUCAACCAACGGAACCAUCUCUCCCUCCUACUUCGAACGCAGAUUUUUCAAACAGCGAUCCACAAAGUAUAGUGGCUGACGCCCCGCAUUUUAUUGCGGCGGACGAUGCGGCUCCACCUUGUGCUUACAGUCCGACAUCAUCCCCGCCUCUAACUGCUUCUCCAGAAGAAACAGUCGACGUUAAGCCGACUAUUCCCGUGCGAGAAAAACCACCGAAAAAGAAGCGUAUAGAAAUAAUAACGCUGGACGACGAUCCCCCAGUUCGGAUCAAGCAAGAACCUGUAGAAGAAGUUUCGUCAACGUCGGAUGCGCAGCGUAAGAGUGCCUCUCCAAUUAGAAAUACCAACAUCAAACAAGAAAAAGAUAACACCGUGCCAGAAGCAUCGACAAAUGAACCCCAUCAAAAGUCGAACAAUCCAGCAACAUCAGUUUCAGCGGUUUCCGUCAAACCAGAACCUGUGGAGGAAGCAAGGCAGACUGCAGUCGUUCGGAACUCUAAUACAGAAGGUCAAGCAUCUGAUCUAGGACCUGAUGUCAAUCAAGAGAUCGAUCGUAGAGCGACAAUUAAAUUGCAGGAAAUGUUAGCAAAACUCAUGAAGGUAAACCCAGAGCUGGCAAAACUCAUCAAGGAUAACCCAGAGCUGCCAAAUGAUUGCGAAUCUGUUCAAGAAGCAAUAGUCAGUACAAGCUUACCAGCAACUUCAAACGCUGCGAGAUCACGUUCUUCAUCGGAAGGUUCGGAAGAAAUUUUUACUUUACGGAAAAAAAAGAAAGUCGACGACGAGGAGGAAGUGGAGCCAGAUGACAAUGAGGAUAUAUCACACGGAUAUCCUCAACCAUCCACUAGCGCUGGGCCUUCUCGUAUAAAUGAUGCUUCAAAAAACCAAAACAGUAGACCAGAAAAGAGAAAUGUUACUUUUGAAGAAUCUGACGACGAUAUGCCACUAAUCCAAAAGAAAAAGAAGCGAAAUAACCGAAGAUCUUCCGAGGAGUCCGAGGAAUGGAGAGAUGAUGGCCGUCAUACCGUGAGCACAGAGGAAGAAGAAGAAGAAGAAGAUUGGGAAGACAGCAGAUUUGUUGUGGAUGACGAUGAGGAUUCAGAGGAGGAGGUAGACGAAAUCGACGAAGAGGGGAACUUGGCAGAUUUUGUUGUGGAAGAUGAUUUCAUUGAAAUGGAAGACGAUAGUUCUGAUGAAGAAAGAAGAAGAUAUACGAGGGAGACAAAGGAAUCAAGACGUAGCAGCAAACAAGCUACGAAGCGGCGAACGCCAGUUAGAGAAAGUGCAAAAAGACAUUCACCAAAACCAUCGGAAAGAGCAGGAAAUGUAAGGAAGUCGAAGAGUACCGAAGAUAGAAGAAGGAGAUCCACAGAAGAUACACCGCCACCAUCAGCUCCUCCGAUGUCAGAAGAACGACGAAAAAUGUUAAAAAGACAAGAAAGGAUGCAUAAAGCUGAAGAAAGACGACUUGGAAAACAGCUGGAAAGGAAGGCGCGGCUCAGUGAGGCUCAUGCAUUAGUAAGUCGCCGUAAAGAUCAGAAGUUCAACAACCUCCAUCGAGAAAGGAAUGAACAGAGAAAAGAUGUUCCAGCUCCGCUGAAUGUAACACAAUCAUCUAUAGUGAUUGGAAUCAGAAAUGAAUGGUUUCAGAAACGUGCACAAUCGACCGUGUCUUCUGAUAACGAUGAUGGGGAUGGCGUGCAUGUUCCAGCCAAAAGAAUGGCGCAUGCAAAUUCAGUGCCAGGACCUUCAAGAGAUCGUCCUAUGUCAUCGCACCCUGCUCACCGCAAUCGUCCGAAUCAAAUUGAUCUCGAAGGGAAACGUUAUGCAGAAGCUGAUGAGAAGAAGAAAAAGCUUCAAGACGAGUAUGCAAAGUUGAAAUCGAAGAAGUAUCCGACUGGAGGAGAAGAGCAACGUAUCAAAGAACUUCAAAAACUGUUAAAAGUGUCUCGUCCGUUGCCGCCAACGCCAUCGUCAUUAGCAUCGUCGUCGACUGUGAAAAAAGUGACGAUAAAACAAGAAAUUAGAAGUCCGGUUAAGAAAACUCCAAUGCUGCCACCAGCACCGAAAUAUUUAGAUCCAACGAAGGGAAGAGCGUUUCUGAAUACUAGGAAACAAGUUAUUGAAAAGAUCUAUAAGGAUCUUGUAAACGGAGAACGAGCAAACGCAGACACCGAAGCGCAAAGGAUCGAGCUGGAACUCGCGACCGCGAAUCCUAAUGAUGAGAAGAAAUACAUAAAUUCGUGCGCAACAAGGCGAAUGCAAUUGCAGAGAGAAAGUACUUCUGGAAUUAUUGAGGUCAACAAAAAUGGUUCGUCUUUUUUUGCCGCUUUCUUCAUAUGUACGGUAUUUGCUGGUAUUUAUGCAAAAAUCGGAGCUGUGGAAGAGAAACGCCGGUGGCGAUGGCCGUGGCCGAUCUACCGUAAUCAACAAAUAAUUAUUACGGUAGUUUUCGUUACGAGAGCCAUUGGCCACGCCCACAAGCUUUUCUCUUCCACUUCUCCGAUGUUUUGUAUCAGAUUAAUGAUGCAAUUUUUGAUCAGAGAUGGUGGUGAAUUCAGAAUUUAG
Caenorhabditis briggsae is the source of this 4413-nucleotide messenger RNA. The record is from RefSeq and is a predicted model, not a curated record. Gene Ontology annotation, biological process: neuropeptide signaling pathway. Bases 1 to 4413 code for a protein of 1470 amino acids. The transcript is spliced from 8 exons. NCBI's taxonomy places the organism in Eukaryota, Metazoa, Nematoda, Chromadorea, Rhabditida, Rhabditidae.